Molecule: messenger RNA, 870 nt
Organism: Strongylus vulgaris
Lineage: Eukaryota; Metazoa; Nematoda; Chromadorea; Rhabditida; Strongylidae
Source: the annotation of a GenBank genome assembly
AUGGUUGGACUAUGCUUACGUCACUUUGGCUAUGACGCUACAAAGGCCAUAGAUGCAUUGCUUGCACGUGAUGAAUCAUUACCACUAGCACUACGUCGAGUGGAAGCGGCGGAUUUGACAACAAGUUCGAAUGCACCUCCAACAUUACCCGCAUUUUCAUUCCAAAAUGAUGAGCUGGUUUUGUCGGCCUUACCGCGCGAGUCUUCCGCAAAGCCCGUGUCAGUCAGUCAAAGUUCGAAAGAACCAGAGGGAAAGAAUGUGUUUAAAGGCCUCAUAAGUCUAGCUCCCAUCAUUCCUGCCCCAUCGAGUGCCAAUAACAAAACCGAACCCAAGGAAAAACCCAUUAGUGAGGGCCUCAUAAGUCUAGCUCCCAUUAUUCCUGCCCCAUCAAGUGCCGACAACAAAACCGAACCCAAGGAAAAACCCGUUAGUGAGGUAAUGAAGAAACUCCGAGAAGCCUUAGAAAGUCUCAGAUUGCGUGCCUCUGGUGUAGAAGAUGUGUUUGAGCCCCAAUUCGGUGUCAAUGGCGAACGACUAGUUCCUAUGCCCAAUGCAAAGAAGUAUGCUGGCAUCAAGAAGUUCAAAGUAUCGGAAGCAGACAAAGUGGCGAUUCGACCCUCUUAUGAGAAAUAUCGCUAUGAAACCGCUGCUGAUGAUGUCUAUGAUGAUGAAUAUGAUGAUGGAUAUGAGCAGAGAGAGUUCAAAGUGGAACCAUUGAAUGCGCAAUCGUCAUCAGAAGAGAGUGGCACUGAGGAAUCAGAAGGAAGCGAAAACACAUCUACUGUUGCAACACAACAGGGAAGACCGGUGCGAGGAGGACGUGGAGGCGGUAGUACUACCUACAAAAGGGGAUCCAUGGAUCCUUACUGA